ACAUUCUAUUUACGUUAAUACCCCUGUGUAACACUUAUUAUAGCCGAUGUUUACUGAUUAAUAUUCAAUACCGACAUAAGAAGUCGUCAACUGUCGCCGUCAGGCUGUGGAUUUUUCCUCCCACCUUCCUCAGUUGCCUUUCGCGUUUCUGAUUUUAGGAGUUGACUAUGGUUUACACUUACACGUCGCAGAUAAUAGUUUCAUUAAAAAAUUAUGCAGAGUUGAAUCGGUUUAUUUGUUAGUCUGUCUGAAGAUAAUGCGAAGGAAAGAAGGAAAAAGAUCCAAGUGGGGGAAAUCGUGGAUUGAAUUUCUUCUCCUCAUUCACGGAUUUCUUCACCUUUGUCAUCAUCCUAUUCCCCCUGUUUUGUGCUUACCAUCGCAGUCAAAUCCAAUUGCUCAAAGGUCUGUUUUUUGAGUUCUUUCAUGCGAGGUGCGAGAGGCUUCUACUAUUCGGAACAUUUACCAUCUCCAAGAUCCCUCUUCAUCUCUCUCUCAUUCUUCUCCCUUCUUCUUCUUCGUACGAUCGUAUCACCAUGUCUUCGCGGUGUUCGUUUAUUUUCUGUGUCUUCUUCUUCUUCUUCUCGUUAUUCAUAAGUCUUUCUGUUUCGAACCCAAGAGCUACGAUGGCGGGUCUUGUAUGUUCCAACGAUACCGCAUCACCGGCCGAGCGCCAGACCUUCGUUAAUAACUUUGUGUCGGCCAUGGACGCUGUUACCCCCCAAGUCACUUCCCGUAGAUAUGCCAGAGUUGUUACUGGGUCUGGAAACACCACGGUGUACUCCUUUGGUCAGUGCAUGAAAGAUCUCUCGCAGACAGACUGCGACCUCUGUUUCGCCCAGUGCAAGACCCAGAUCCCUAAGUGUGUCCCCUUCCAAAAAGCGACUCGAGGUGGCAGAGUCUUCUUUGAUGGCUGUUAUCUAAGGUAUGACGAGUAUGAUUACUUCAGCGAAGCUUUGAGCCCUGAGGACCGGACUGUUUGUGGGAACCAAAGUUUCGCCGGAAAUCGGGUAGCUUUCAGGGCGAACGCCAUCCAGCUCGUGAAGAAUCUGAGUGCCCAAGCACCCAACAAUGGUGGUUUCUUCGUUGGGUACGUGGAUCGGGGCAACUCCACUGCGUACGGAUUAGCGCAAUGCUGGGAGUAUUUGAAUGCGAGCUCCUGCAGUAGUUGUUUGAGAAAUGGGGUCUCAAGGAUUGUUUCUUGCCUGCCAAAUGGUGAAGGAAGGGUUUUGAACUCUGGGUGCUAUAUGAGGUAUUCGACGCAGAAAUUUUAUGACAAUUCAACGAGCGAUGCAGCCGGAGGAGGAGGCCACCACCUGGUCGUUAUUCUGGCCGUUACUCCUUCUGUAUUGGUGGCUGUGAUGGUUCUUGUGACAGCUAUUUUCUUUGGAAAGAAAGAACUUACAAGGCGGAGGAGAGAGAGGAAACAACUUGGUGCUCUGGUGUCAACUGUAAAUAAGUCUGAGCUCAAUUUUAAAUAUGAAACUCUUGAAAGGGCCACAAACUACUUUGACAAUUCCAAUAAACUUGGUCAAGGAGGUUCUGGUUCAGUGUACAAAGGAAAUUUGCCGGAUGGGAGGGUUGUUGCCAUAAAGAGGCUUUUCUUUAAUACAAGGCAAUGGGUAGAUCAUUUCUUUAAUGAAGUCAAUUUGAUCAGCGGUCUACAUCACAAAAAUCUCGUGAGGCUGCUGGGUUGCAGCAUUACUGGUCCCGAAAGCCUUCUUGUUUAUGAAUAUGUUCCAAACAGAAGCCUCCAUGAGUACAUUUUCGAUAGAAAUAAUGCUCGGCGGCUAAGCUGGGAACUGCGAUAUAACAUCAUCCUGGGCACAGCUGAAGGCUUGGCCUAUCUCCAUGAAGAAUCGAACUUAAGGAUUAUUCACAGAGACAUUAAAUUAAGCAACAUACUGCUUGAUGAGAACUUUAUAGCAAAGAUUGCAGAUUUCGGGCUUGCGAGACUGUUCCCGGAAGAUAAGACUCAUGUCAGCACUGCGGUAGCAGGAACACUGGGUUACAUGGCUCCUGAAUAUGUAGUCUGUGGAAAAUUGACUGAGAAAGCAGACGUAUAUAGUUUUGGCGUGCUCGUGAUUGAAGUUGCUUGUGGGAAGAGGAACAAUGCCUUCUUGCAAGAUUCAGUGUCUAUUCUACAAAUGGUUUGGAACCUGUAUGAGUCGGGUAGACUAUCCGAGGCUGUUGACCCACGGCUAGAGGGUAGGCUUCAUGAAGAAGAGGCCUGUCAGAUACUGCAAAUUGGACUACUUUGUACUCAAGCAUCUGCAGAAUUGCGGCCAUCAAUGUCAAUGGUGGUAAAAAUGCUCACUGAGAAGCAUGACAUCCCCAGACCGACACAGCCACCAUUUCUUAAUUCAAAGAACAUGAAAAGCUCAUUAAUUUCACCUGGAAGUUACAAUUCCCAGCCUGAGUCCUGUAGUCGAUCUUCUGGAAAUAAUGAGGCAGACAGCUUGCUUGAACCCAGAUGAACCAGUUUCCUCUUGAAGAAUCUUGCUUAUAUACUCUUAGUUUUGUCAUCUGACCCAAUUUUCCUGGCUUUCCUCCGGGCUUAAGACUGGCCUCAUGACAGAGACUCCGCUCACUUUGAUACAUUGAGUCUUCAGUAUUUUUCUGCCUUUCAUUGAAUUGGCCAGAUCUUGGUUGAAGUUGAACUGCUCCGAAUGAUUCAGUUGGUGAGUGUUCAGUGGCUGGAAUACAUCAUGAUGUAUUUAUGGAACUCGUUACAGUGGUUGCCUUGAGAGUUACACAUCCUUCUGUGAUUGUAAUACCCCCCCCUCCCCCCUCCCCCCUCCCCCCUCCCCCAAGUCCACUCAACAUCCUUAUUUUAUUUUUUUGGUAGAAGAGAGAAGGGUUGUUGAGUUUCGGAGAAUCAUCGGCUAUAAUUUGAGAAAAAAAUUCAAAUCUCAGAGAGCCUUAUAAUAAAACUAAUGUCAAUGGUUUUGAAUGAGA
This is a messenger RNA of Macadamia integrifolia, 2955 nucleotides long. Its product is annotated as cysteine-rich receptor-like protein kinase 3. Bases 534 to 2474 code for a protein of 646 amino acids. Gene Ontology annotation, molecular function: protein kinase activity; ATP binding. Gene Ontology annotation, biological process: protein phosphorylation. The record is from RefSeq and is a predicted model, not a curated record. NCBI's taxonomy places the organism in Eukaryota, Viridiplantae, Streptophyta, Magnoliopsida, Proteales, Proteaceae. The transcript has 7 exons.